Messenger RNA from Salvia hispanica, 1155 nucleotides. It is a transcript of the gene CBR, whose product is annotated as NADH:cytochrome B5 reductase 1. NCBI's taxonomy places the organism in Eukaryota, Viridiplantae, Streptophyta, Magnoliopsida, Lamiales, Lamiaceae. The record is from RefSeq and is a predicted model, not a curated record. Gene Ontology annotation, biological process: electron transport chain. Gene Ontology annotation, molecular function: cytochrome-b5 reductase activity, acting on NAD(P)H.
UGAUACUGGUUUGAUAAAACCAGGGGCCGCAGCCGCAGCCGCAGCAGCCGUAGAGGUCUAUUUUCAUUUUAAUUGGGUGCAUUGUUCCUAUCUCUGGCCUCAAGUUGUUGGAGCUAUGGACUUCUUGGCAGCAUCUGAAGGCCAACUAGUAGUUGGAAUCGCUGUUGGUCUUGUAGCUAUUGGUGCUGCUUAUUUCUUGCUUUCCUCCAAGAAGCCCAAAGUGUGCUUGGAUCCUGAGAAUUUCAAGGAAUUUAAGCUUGUGAAGAAAACACAAAUAAGCCAUAAUGUGGCCAAGUUCAGAUUUGCUCUCCCCACACCUACCUCUGUAUUGGGCCUUCCUAUUGGACAGCACAUAAGCUGCAGGGGUAAGGAUAGUCAAGGUGAAGAGGUCAUUAAACCAUACACUCCAACUACUUUGGAUUCUGAUGUUGGACACUUUGAAUUAGUUAUAAAGAUGUAUCCACAAGGGAGAAUGUCUCAUCACUUCAGAGAAAUGAAGGAAGGCGAUUAUAUGGCUGUUAAAGGACCAAAGGGUCGUUUUAGGUAUCAACCAGGCCAAGUAAGAGCAUUUGGUAUGCUUGCUGGGGGCUCUGGGAUUACACCAAUGUUCCAGGUUGCCAGAGCAAUCCUGGAGAACCCGAGUGACAGAACAAAGGUGCAUCUGAUUUAUGCUAAUGUUACAUUUGAUGACAUUCUACUAAAGGAUGAAAUCGAUGGUCUAGCCAAAAACUACCCCGACCAGUUCCAAGUUUACUAUGUUCUCAACCAGCCUCCUGAGAUAUGGAAUGGUGGAGUUGGUUUUGUGUCAAAGGAAAUGAUUCAGGCGCACUGCCCUCCUCCAGCCUCCGACGUGAAGAUUCUGAGAUGCGGUCCGCCUCCAAUGAACAAGGCUAUGGCUGCUCAUCUUGAUGCACUCGAAUACUCAGCUGAGAUGCAGUUCCAGUUCUAGCUUUCCCUGUGGUGGUUGAGACUUGAUUUUAUCUUCUUCUUGGGGGAAAUUCUGGACCUUGUAAGAUAAAGAUUUUCCCCCUUAUUUUUCGAAUGCAAUACUGAGAAAGUUUAACCUUUUUUUCUUCCAUUGAAAUAAGCAAUAUCCCCUGCAGUGUAAACCUUUUAUUUCUUCCAUUGAAAUAAGCGAUUUCCCUAUUAGGUCAA